AUGGUGGCGGAAAAUCAUUACCCAACGACCGAUGAGCUGACUGGUUACCAGAAGGAGAAAAUUGAAGAGCUACGAUCAAGAACAAAAGAUAUUUUAGCCAAGUAUCCGGAAUACGAUACUGAUUUUUCGCUUCUGCGUUGGCUUCUAGGAUGGGAUUAUAAUAUUGAUCAAAUUGUACCCAAGCUAAAAUAUGCUGUCGAGACACUUGUCAAUCUCGGAAUGCAUAAGCAGCCAACUAAAUCGUGCGACGAAAUCAACGAGAUGAUUCGUAAUCUUUCGAAUGCCGCGGAAUAUUUUCCAGGUGGAAUAAUGAGCCAGAGUAAACGAGGGGAUGUCGUCAUUCUGCAGACUAUAGCCAAAACUCAUCCAAGAACAUUGGUUAAAGCUGGAGCGGUCUCAGAAAUUUUCAGAUUAUGCAUUACGGAAACUGAAAUGACAUUUAAAAUUGUUAGAGAAACUGAGAAAAAAACAAAGUCCAAACUUGGGGUUAUUAUUAUUAUGGAUCUUGAUGGGUUUAGCAUGGAUCUUCUUUACACCCCGACAUUGAAAGUUUACAUGAAUCUACUGACAAUGUUGCAGAAUAUCUUUCCCGAUUUUGCUCGUAAAAUUUUCGUGAUCAACUGCCCAAUGAUGAUGUCGACAAUUUACGCGGCCAUUUCGCCAGUUUUAUCAACUCAAACUCGCGAAAAGAUCAAAUUUCUGGAUAAGGAAUGGAAACAAACGCUUAUUGAUGAGAUUGGAGAAAACAAUGUGUAUACAGCAUGGGGUGGCAAGAAGCCAAUGAAUCGGGAAAAAGGAUUUAUUCGCAUCGGAGGAAAAGUUCAUGAAGACUUGUGGUACAAUGAAUCCCAUAGACUUGAAGAAGGAAAAACAAAACUUACGGUACCAGCCAGGUCAAGAUCAGAGGUGAAAAUUCGCGGAGAGGCUGGAAAAAAGUUUUCAUGGCUCUGGAGGGUCAACGGCGGCGAUUUGGAUUUUAGUAUUGAAAAGGAUGGCCGAGUGGUGUGGCCCGUUUUUCGGAUUAUGACCGAUUACCAUCCGGAAAUCGGAACAUUCGAUAUUGAGGAAGACGGAGAGUUUAUGAAGCUGGUGGUUGUCCUACUGCUCUCUCUAGUUGCACGAGCAGCCGCUAAGAAUGUCUUCGUCUCCUCGCCGUUUGACAAUUUCAGAAUCGAAUGUCCAAAGAGGGCAACUGCUACUGAAAUCAGCAUACGAAUGGUGGAAUCUGUUGGUCAGAAGCGUCAGGAUAUCGUCUUCGACAUGUCCUGCGAAACAGUUGAAGACCUCUAUCCAUGGGUGAACAUUCCCGUGGGAAUCGCUGAUAUUGAGCGAGAAGAUUGCCACUAUUCUGAUAUGAUAGAUCCGAUUCUAGAUGAAAAUACGACUUACACUUGUGCUCCAAGAGAGUAUCUAGCUGGGAUCACAAGACUCAGUGACACCAGGAUCCAAACCAUGUGCUGCCGCUUGCGUUCGCGUGACGAAUUCAACUGCAAGGAACUCGUGUUCAAUAAACCAAUUGGACUCACGAGAAGCACUGUUCUCGAGCAUGACAACCAGCUUAUCAAUGCCAUUAGAAUCAGCGGAAGAAACUAUGUUGUCAGAUUCUGCGAUUUGGCUCCAAGGGGAACUACUGAUAUCAUCGCUGAUGAGAGGAUUCGAAGCACCACACCUUCAGCUCCAACCACGGAAUCGAACACUCUCGAUAAUGUUGAGGCUCCUCUCCCUCAGCCAAUCCAACAGAAGACUGACCCAUUAAAAGUUUUGAAGACUCACAAGCCAUCAAAGGCAGAAUCCGUUCCAACCGCUCAUGUUGAGAAGCCAAUUAUGCCGCUCGUUGAAAUUGAAGAUUCUCAAAAUGUAAUGGAUAUCAGUGGUUCAGCAACUCUAGCUCCUGUUGAGAAUCAACCCCCUACAAGACAACCCGCUGUGGUUCCUCUACCUACCGUGCCAGUCUCGCAAACCGAAGAACCUGUUUUGGAAGAAGCUGUUACUGAAACCAUGUCUGUACAGGAGACCACAUUCCCACAAGAGACACCAAUCUUCAGCCAAAAACUUGUUGAGGAUAUAGUCAGGCAAAUUGGCAGCGCUCAAUCAGAACAGAAAGCUGCGCAGAUUUUCCAGCAGUCAUUGAAUAAACUGAUCCAGAAAUCCCAGCCAGAGCCACCAGUGGAGAUUCCAUCGGAGACAGAACGUCAAACUGAAUUGGUAGCUGGACCACCAUCCGCUCGCCCACCAAUAAGAACACAAAAUAACCCCGAUUUCUCGAAGGUGACAUUCCCGAAUGAACAAUUCCCGCAACCAAAUCAGCACCGACCAGCAUUUUCCAAAGAAUUAUUGCCAAUUAGAAAAGAUCUUGAUCAAGAAGAGUUUGAGAGACUCCAGCCGGUGAACAUGGAGGGCAGGCGAAGAUCACCGAUUCGUACUCAUCGGCAACAUGUUGAUAUUUGGUCUUCCGAGGAGGAUGAUGAAGAGACAAAAAAGAUCAUUAAUGAGAUCAAUGGGUCUGAGGAAAUGAAGGAACCGGUGACAACAACAACUGAAGCGCCAAAAGUGAUCGUUAAAAAGGUGAUCAAGAAAGUUAUUCGAGCUCAUAGAACAACUACAACUACUGAGGCACCAAUGACUACAAGACGUAGAAGAACGAGGCCAACCACUACUAAAACAACCACUACGGAAGCUCCAAGGACUAGAAGACCGCGUGUCAAGACCACCAAGAAAUAUGAGAGCGCGUUCUUCAGCUCAAUUGAAGAUAUGGAUAAUGAUCACUUCAGAGUUACGUCAGCGCCGAUGAUCAAGAUGGCUGGCCGAACAACCACCCCAUCUGCACGUCGCGAUCUUCCAGUCCAGCGAAAAUUGGUUGAAACGCGCACAAAUCAGCAGGAUAAUGCCAGAGACAUUGAUGAGGAAACCAGAUUGUCGCCGUUCGAUGAUCCAGUAACUGAUGAAAAUGCUUACGCCACCGCACCAACAGUGAAUCCGCCAAAGAAAACCGAAAGCAGUUCCCCAAUGAUUGAGUUUCAGGAAGACGAAGAACUUGAAGAAGUUAUUAAUAAAUUGAGCGCAAGACGUGGUGAUAUUCGCCGAGCGCCUGUUCGCAACAGCAUCGCCGCUGCCCAAUUUGCUGAGAAGAUCUCACUUCCAUCAGAAAAUGAUGGCGUCAAAACGCAUGUUCCACGCAAUGGUUCUCCAAUAAAGAUGCCUGAAAUGGAGCCCAUCUCGAUGUCAAAUCUUGAUGACUUAAUGAACGAUGAGAAUGAUGAUGACGAUGAUGACGACACAAUGGAUAUUACUGCACAAAGAACGCAAAAGCCAAUGACAGCAAGCACAACAGAGAAGCAGGAAAGGUCUGACGAAGAGCUUGAUAACGUUAUACCAACGAAUUCAAGACCACUAACAACCACAACUGCUUACAAUCCAAACGUCUUCUACAGAACCCCGAGGCCGAGACCGGCAAAGAAGGAGUCAAUCCUUCGAUUCUGCUCGAAAGAGCUUGCAAUUCGCGACCAAUCGAAUAUGGUCAUUGCAUGCGGAAUCGAUCAAGAGAUUUGGACGCCGAGCCGUUGCCCCGAGAAUGCCGAUUGCUUCAUGUCUCACGACAGCCUCUACCGAAUCUGCUGCCCUGUCCAGCGAGGUUGA
This is a messenger RNA of Caenorhabditis bovis, 3636 nucleotides long. The record is from the annotation of a GenBank genome assembly. Lineage: Eukaryota; Metazoa; Nematoda; Chromadorea; Rhabditida; Rhabditidae.